AUGAACUGUCCUCAAGAUCUGUUUGGAUUACGACACAUCGUCACUAUCGACUCGUGGGCAAAAUUGUUAGAGGAAAAAAUCGGUCGAGAGGAGGAGCUCGAUCGUGAAAGUGCUAUUGGCAAAGCCAAGUUCUUCUACAAGCUCUGCUUGAACGAAUCAGAGAUCUUCGAUAACUGGCGAACAACUUUUGAUGAGGUGGUGGCCGCUUUUGGAGGAUGGCCAAGUCUCGGACAUCCCAUGCCGGAGCACGUGUCAAUCGAAAAAUUGUACGGUGACAUGGUGGCCAAAUUUCGGGCCGAUUCACUAUUCAAGGCUACGGUACAGCCGGAUGACAAGAACUCGGAGAAGCACGUUUUAUUAGUAAGAGACGUUUUCGAAGACGUGCUAGUGCUUCUGCAUGCGCCUGCUGAGUCGGCCACACAAGACGCCGAGGAGAUCAUUGAGUUUGAAACCGCUCUCGCUAAUAUUACAAUGGCAGACGACCAACGUCACGAUAUUGCCGAGCUCUACACAAAGAUGACUUUAGGGCAAAUGAAGCAACAGCUGCCAAAUUUCGAUUGGCAGCUCUUCUUCAAUCAAGUCUUUCGUGAGAUCACUGAUCAG
Molecule: messenger RNA, 603 nt
Organism: Ostertagia ostertagi
Lineage: Eukaryota; Metazoa; Nematoda; Chromadorea; Rhabditida; Trichostrongylidae
Source: the annotation of a GenBank genome assembly